UUUGUGAUUUUUUUUCCCUCUUUUUUUUAGGUACAUCAAAUUACGGAAUGGCUUGCAGGCACUUUUGAUUUCAGACCUAAGUAAUAUGGAAGGUAAAACAGGAGAUGCAACAGAUGAUGAGGAAGACGACGAAGAGGAAGAAGAAGAAGACGAUGAUGACGAUGAUGAUGAUGAAGAUUCUGGAGCUGAAAUAGAAGAUGAUGAUGAAGAGGGUUUUGAUGAUGAAGAUGAGUUUGAUGAUGAGGAUGAACAUGAUGAUGAGGAUCUUGAUACUGAGGAUAAUGAAUUAGAAGAAUUAGAAGAGAGGGCAGAAGCUAGAAAGAAAACCACUGAAAAACAGCAAUCGCAGAGCCUGUUUUUGCUGUGGUCAAAGCUGACUGAUAGACUGUGGUUUAAGUCAUCUUAUACAAAAAUGUCUUCAACCCUGGUCGAAGCAAGAAAUCUUUAUGGGGUAGUUGGAGCUGAAAGCAGGUCUGCACCUGUUCAGCAUUUGGGAGGAUGGCAAGAGGAGGAGCAGCAGGGUGAAACUGACACAGUUCUGUCUGCAGCGGCUCUUUGUGUUGGAGUUGGGAGUUUUGCUGAUCCAGAUGACCUGCCUGGGCUGGCACACUUUUUGGAACACAUGGUAUUCAUGGGUAGCUUGAAAUAUCCAGAUGAAAAUGGAUUUGAUGCCUUCUUGAAGAAACAUGGGGGUAGUGAUAAUGCUUCAACUGAUUGUGAACGUACAGUCUUUCAAUUUGAUGUCCAGAGAAAAUACUUUAAGGAGGCCCUCGAUAGAUGGGCUCAGUUUUUCAUCCAUCCACUAAUGAUCAGAGAUGCAAUUGACCGUGAAGUUGAAGCUGUUGAUAGUGGUAAGAGAAGUGCUUUAUAUCUUACGACUAUUUCUUGCAUUGACUAGUUAUUUAGCACAUUU
Herpailurus yagouaroundi (jaguarundi) is the source of this 913-nucleotide messenger RNA. Its product is annotated as nardilysin-like. Gene Ontology annotation, biological process: proteolysis. The record is from RefSeq and is a predicted model, not a curated record. NCBI's taxonomy places the organism in Eukaryota, Metazoa, Chordata, Mammalia, Carnivora, Felidae. Gene Ontology annotation, molecular function: metal ion binding; metalloendopeptidase activity. The transcript has 6 exons. Bases 86 to 898 code for a protein of 270 amino acids.